Messenger RNA from Athene cunicularia (burrowing owl), 4137 nucleotides. RefSeq names its product Kruppel like factor 3 (gene KLF3). Gene Ontology annotation, biological process: regulation of transcription by RNA polymerase II. Bases 86 to 1132 code for a protein of 348 amino acids. The record is from RefSeq and is a predicted model, not a curated record. The transcript is spliced from 6 exons. Gene Ontology annotation, molecular function: DNA-binding transcription factor activity, RNA polymerase II-specific; RNA polymerase II cis-regulatory region sequence-specific DNA binding. NCBI's taxonomy places the organism in Eukaryota, Metazoa, Chordata, Aves, Strigiformes, Strigidae.
UCUAUUCAGAAAUCCAGAUAAGAAGUUUUUGGCCACACAGUUUUGGCCAGGACAUUAGAGGCAUCAGAACAGGUGAAUAAAAAAGAUGCUAAUGUUUGACCCAGUCCCUAUCAAGCAAGAAGCCAUGGAGCCUGUUUCAGUGUCAUACCCGUCCAGUUAUAUGGACCAAAUGAAGCCAAACAAAUACAGCGUCAUUUAUUCAACACCAAGUAUGUUGCACAAUAAAUUCUACUCAAACCCCGAAGGACUAUCAAAUGGAAUCCAGAUGGAGCCAGUAGACCUUACGGUGAACAAACGGAGCUCACCAUCUUCAACUGGAAGUUCUCCUUCCCCCCUAAAAUUUCAGACUGUCCAUAGGAGAACUUCACCUGGAUUGACUCUGUCCUCACCCAGCUCACCUCUCAGUAAAUUCACACCAUCACCCCCAGGAGUACAGCCUAUUUCCAUGCCAAUAACAAUCCCACCUGUAAUGGCCGCUGCUCUUUCACGCCAUGGACUGAGAAGCCCUGGAAUACUCCCAGUUAUACAGCCUGUUGUGGUCCAGCCGGUUCCUUUUAUGUAUGCUCCUCAUCUUCAGCAGCCCAUCAUGGUGUCCACAGUUCUUGCUGACGAGAUGGAAACUCCAAGUAGCAUGCAAGUGCCUGUCAUUGAGUCUUAUGAGAAGCCUACACUGAAAAAAACAAUCAAAGUAGAGCCAGGAAGUGAACCAUCAAAGACUGACUUCUAUCCUGAACAAAUGUCACCUCCAAUGAUGACCUCAUUGUCUCCUCAGCAAGUAAUGUUGCAAGAGAAUCACCCUUCAGUUAUAGUUCAGCCAGGAAAGAGACCUUUACCUGUGGAAUCUCCGGACACACAAAGAAAACGCAGAAUACAUCGAUGUGAUUAUGAAGGCUGCAACAAAGUCUACACUAAAAGCUCCCAUCUGAAAGCUCACAGAAGAACCCAUACAGGUGAAAAACCGUACAAAUGCACUUGGGAGGGAUGCACGUGGAAGUUUGCUCGUUCUGAUGAACUAACGCGGCAUUUCCGCAAACAUACAGGAAUCAAACCUUUUCAGUGCCCAGACUGUGACCGUAGCUUUUCACGUUCGGACCAUCUUGCUCUUCACAGAAAACGCCACAUGCUAGUCUGAAUGCCUUCUGUCCCUGACUGCUGUCACACCUUUUUUUUUUUUUUUUUCCCCCACACAUACAUUUUAAUUUGGAUUCAGCUGGUCUGAAUCUUGGAGUUUAUACCAUUAAAAGCUUAUGUAUGGUCAGUAACAGAUGUUAUCUAACCCUUCUAUGUCCUUGCCACGGGUCAGACCUAAAGAAUGUGAACACUUCUUUCUUUUCUCCUGGGGAUGCUAAGCAAACCCUUUCUGCAGACAGUAUGUUUAAUGUAUUCCAUUGUGAAUAAGGGAAUUUGUAAACUAACAGCUUUUGUUGGUUUCUUCAUAUAAUCAACCCAACAUAUACUGAUAAAGUAGUAAAUAUUACUGAAUAUCCAAAAUGCUAGUCCUUGCCAGAGACUUCUAUUUAUGUACCCUGUAAGGGAUACACUCUCAUUUUCUGCUUAACAAUGCAAUGAAUGGACUCUAUGAACCAUGUUGAUUUCUGCAAUAUGGUUAAUGUAACAGUUUUAGAAAGGCACCUGAUUCAGAAAUCCCCUCUGCCCAAACAGUUAUAACACUGUAGAAAUAAAUCUAAACAAUAUAAUUACUUUACAGAAAGAUUGAGUCACAGUAUAAUUUACCCCAGUCAAGAAUUAAAAUUGGCAGGAAUUGGUCUAUACAUAAUACUGUGUAUCUAAACCAAUGUCAUCUGUCCUCUGUAUUAUAGUGUAGUAUAUAUCCUUGUCUUUAUUGCGUAAUGCCCUGGUGGAUCUGUUAAAUGAAGACCUUGUGUGACACUGUAUGUCUGGUUUCUGUGCAAAUGUAUGGAUGGAACACACACGGUACUCUUCACUGACGUGGCAUUAAAUGAUAGUCAUAGAAGCCUACCACACCUCAUUUCAGGGAUAUAGACUAUCCCUCUACAAUCACUCCCCUACAUUUCCUCUAAAGAAUUUUUUCUCUUUGCCGUACCUCAGAAAAUAGCAGUCGUGAAAAAUGCUCCAACCUGUAUUGUUGCCAGUGCCACUUCAAUACACUACAGUGUUUAAAAUUAUUAAUCCACAGUAUUUUUAUGAGAAGAUCGCAUCAGAUAUGAAGCACUUCUGAUGAUAAAUUGAGUCAUGUAUCUCUUUUGGAUAAAGACAUGUACCAACUUGAUAACUCUGAUUUGUGAGUCUGGUAGUAGAUGGUUGAAGCUUCCCUGUGGAUGUGUCUGUUGCAUUAAAAUAUUACAUCAGCACUCCUAACCCCCAUGUCAGUUAGGAGACACAACUCAAUAAAUAAACUGAAUUCAGGCAACCUGCAGUUGACCCUAGAAAUGUUCCUGUCUCUGGAAGCCUGCUGAAAGGAAGGUUUCUGUCUUUAUUAGCUGGCAGACUUUGUGGCAUUGCAAGGAAACUGGAUGUAUUUCUCUAGUCUCUCAGGCACCAGAGUAUUUUCUUACCCCUACAUAAGGUAAACGGUUCCCUGCAAAUCAAACAGACUGAAGUCAGAUCUUCAUUUCUCUUGGAAAAACCCACUGGAAAAUGGAGGGGUGAGGGGAGAAGUUUCAUAAAACUCCGGAGAAGGCAGGUGGAGUGUCCACCUGCAGGUGGGUGUAUUUGAGCUCAUGGAGCAGAUAGGCUGUGCUUCUAUACCCUGUGGAGUCCAACAGCAAACAAAAAUAAUCUUGCAGAUGUGAGAGUUUGAGUGCAAAGUCUUCCCUUGGUGGUAGUUUACCAGCUGUUCUGCUGACAUCCACAUACCCAUAGAAUUGGAGGAGAGGAUCUGUACUUCUUGGAGAAAAAAAGCUCCUGCAGCAAUUGCUGUGAAAUACAAAGUGUUGUUCCAGUUAUUUAACAAAGCUUACACAUGGGAAUAUGGAAGCAGCAAUUUUAUUUAAGGAAUAGGCCCCUGAACAUGUGCUCUGCAAAGAGGAGAGCAGGAUGGGAAUGUUGCUGCAAAGCUUUUGUGAGGAAGACUCGUGUGUUUUGUUACAGCACCAUACAUCCUCACCACUUUGCUAGGGCUGAGGGAAGUUAACUCUAGAUCUAUUCUUGUAACUGGCCCUCAUCUGAUUAUCUGGGGAGCUGAGAAACCUGGGAGAUGAAUUAAUCUAUUUUUUGUUAGGCCAGGUUGUUACUAACAUUGAGGAACUUGCAGGGAAGAGAAUUAUAUUAAUGAGCAGCUGUUCUAGAAUGGAGAUUUUUGUUGGAUAUUUUUAUUGUCAGUGGUAGCAGAAUUGGCCUACUUCAUUAGGCUCUAGGUUUUAAUGGCAGUUCUACAAAUGCAGACACAUCACUAACAGAGGCUUUGUAGAGCCCCUGUAGCAUCAGUCACAAGUCUACAGACAUCUAGUAUGCUGGGAUGAGAACAAUUCUCUUACUAUAUUCUAGGGAAAAAAGUGGAUGAGAUCCUUAAGCAGUUUCAUGGCAGCUGGUCCCAUUUUUAGCUUAACAAAUGCAGAUGCAUAAAAUCUGGGAUGUUUAAGGAACAUUCUUUCCAAUGGUCUCUUUGUCUUUUAAGGUUUUCACAAAAUGUUUAACUUUUUAAAUUUAGAAAUCUAAAAUCAAGUACCCUAAAAACAGAACUUCUUUGUAACUGCAAGUUAAUUUGGAGAAUUUAAUCUAGGUUAUUUGCCAUUUUGCCAUGCUUAUUCAUUAGCCUAUGUAUGUUUUUCCUGAUAAUAUUUAUGCUAAUGGUAGGGACAAAUACAGUGGAGACUUUAAAAUAUCUUUAUUCAUGUGCCUUUUGAUUUAGGAAAACAGAAAUUUAAAUAUUAAAUAUAAAUAUUUGAGAUUAUUUCAUAUAAAUGCCUUGCUUAUAGGAUUUUUCACUUGUGUCUGUGGUGUCUUUUUGUGGGAUGUCAAAAAAGUCACAAAUAUGUGAUGUGAAUUUACUUCUUAACUGGCUCAUUGAUUCAUUUUAGCAAAUUGAGUUGAGGGGUAUCUUGUAAUUUUUAAAUACACACAAUUAAAUGCUAAAUAAGCCAGUCCUUCCAUCUUGGCCCUAAAGAGAAGCCAGUUUAAAGACAGAAAACCCUAAUCCUGCAAAACAUGUAUAUU